CCAAAUGCCAUGGAUGUAUUCAAUUACACCUACUGGAAUGCCUCUGAAGGCAAUGACACAGAGGUUAAGGAAGAGAGCGAAGGAAGCGCCUACAAGACCGUGGAAGUGGUGUUCAUCGUGUUGGUGGCUGGUUCCCUCAGUUUGGUCACAGUUAUUGGAAACAUCCUGGUCAUGCUUUCCAUCAAAGUUAACAGAAACUUACAGACUGUCAACAACUAUUUUUUAUUCAGCCUUGCAUGUGCUGACCUAAUUAUCGGACUCUGCUCUAUGAACUUGUACACAGUCUACAUAGUAAUGGGGUACUGGCCCCUUGGGCCGGUUGUGUGCGACUUGUGGUUAGCCUUGGACUAUGUUGUCAGCAAUGCGUCUGUCAUGAAUCUGCUCAUCAUAAGCUUUGACAGAUACUUCUGUGUCACCAAGCCCCUCAGCUACCCUGUCAAAAGGACCACCAAGAUGGCAGGAAUGAUGAUUGCUGCUGCCUGGGUUCUGUCUUUCAUCCUCUGGGCACCAGCCAUUCUCUUCUGGCAGUUCAUUGUUGGUGGGCGGACAGUGCCUGAGAAGCAGUGCUAUAUUCAGUUCUUCUCUAAUGCCGCCGUUACGUUUGGCACGGCCAUCGCCGCCUUUUACCUGCCCGUCAUUAUCAUGAUUCAGCUCUACUGGCAGAUCUCCAGAGCCAGCAAGAGUCGUGUAAAGAAGGAUACCUGCAAGCCAUCAGGAGCCAACCCAGAGCCUGUGUCCCCUGGCCAGAGGAGGAACAACACACCAAAACCCAACAAUAACAAUGUGCCAGGGGAAGAUACGGGGCGUUCCCAGAAUGAGAAUGCUGAUGAUGGGGCUAUUCAGCAUGAUGAAAAAUUGCAGAAUGGUAAAGGACCUUCCUCGACCAAUGCCGAGGGGGAAAACGAAGGAGACGAUUUAACAAGGGAGACCUGCGCCACUGGAGAAGAGAAAGAGAGCUCCAAUGACUCCACAUCCGGCAGUGUGGCCGCAUCCAACCAGAAGGAAGAGGAAGCCGUGCCAUCCACAGCCAAUUCCAGUGCUGAGGCAAGCCAACCACUCCCACGUCAACGAGCCAAGGCAGGGGGCUCCAAACUGACCUGCAUCAAGAUCAAGACUAAAUCACCCAAGGGUGACUGCUACACACCAUCCAACACCACCGUUGAGAUCGUCCCAGCCUCAGAUCGGCAGAACCACGUGGCUCGGAAGAUUGUGAAGAUGACAAAGCAACCUCCCAACAAGAAGAAGAAAGCAGCAUCAUCACGGGAGAAAAAAGUGACCCGCACCAUCAUGGCCAUUCUGGUAGCUUUUGUAGCCACCUGGACUCCUUAUAAUGUGAUGGUGCUCAUUAACACCUUCUGCUCCAGCUGUAUCCCCAACACAGUGUGGACUAUUGGCUACUGGCUGUGUUACAUCAACAGCACCAUCAACCCUGCCUGCUAUGCUUUGUGCAAUGUCACAUUCAAAAAGACAUUCAAACAUCUUCUCCUUUGUCAGUAUAAAAAUAGUAGGUCAGCCAGAUAA
Molecule: messenger RNA, 1521 nt
Organism: Scomber japonicus (chub mackerel)
Lineage: Eukaryota; Metazoa; Chordata; Actinopteri; Scombriformes; Scombridae
Gene: chrm2a
Product: cholinergic receptor, muscarinic 2a
Exons: 1
Coding region: 10-1521 (503 amino acids)
Biological process (GO): regulation of heart contraction; adenylate cyclase-activating adrenergic receptor signaling pathway
Cellular component (GO): plasma membrane
Molecular function (GO): G protein-coupled acetylcholine receptor activity
Source: RefSeq, a predicted model, not a curated record